AUGGACGAUGAAGUAGUAAACAGUAUACCGGAAAGAAGGUUAGAUGAGCGCCUUGUUAGUGCAGCUGAUAGUCAUCUCACUUGGCGCGAUGCGAGCUCUCAAGAGAUACUACCAGGUUUUCAGAAUGAUGGUCGUACACUUGUAGAGCACUCAGUUGAAGAGCAAGAGAGCAAAAAAAAAGUGACAGAUAAAGAGCAGGAACAACCACCACGUGCAUUAGAUGAGAGUGAAGUCUAUUUCCUUAUUGCAGACUUUCUGAAACGUCACUCGGUGUGCCACAAGGCGGCGGAUAUGUUGAUUCAGGAGCUGGUUGAGCACGAGUUACUUAAGAGCGGAGUGGACUGGACGGGCAAGCCUCAUACAGCCACGUACGAGGAUUACAGAUUACGUCAUCGAGAUAUUUCAGCCAGUCAUUUGAUGCAACUCCUGCAAGAAGCAGCAACGUUAUUUCCGAGACUUCAUAGCGAGAAGGACGUGGAUAUGAAGACAAACAGUGCAUUGAUUAGUAGUAAGCAAAACAAUAGUUUGUUACUUAAGGCAAGAGUGAGGAGAUCGCUGGUGUUGUCACUCGACGAGAGCAAGAAAUUGGCAAAGGAUAUUGUAAGCCAGUUUAUUACAAGGAGACAAGUGAGCAAGACGUUAAACGUUGUGGAAAAGGUGAUUCAAAAAUAUGAGCGGUAUCGCAAGUACACGUCUGCGACAAGCGUGGAAGAGCUACCCUUGGAGCUGCAGCUAGCGUUGGUAGGUCAAGCUGCAGGAAUGGACCAGGAUAAAGUAACGACGUUGGCAGCCGAUGUGCGCGCCUUGAAGCAGCUUAUUCACUUACGACAGGAGCACAGAGUGGCGGAGAAACAGAUUUGUAUGUUGAUGGACCGUGCUAAAUGCUGUGGACUAUUUCAAACGACGGCGCGAAAUGGACGCAAUCAGGCCUCGUUGUUGCGACGAAGAGAGGUAAGCUCACAGCGGGAUACACAGCUCCCACCAGCGUAUGUGUACAGCCGGAUAAGGAGGUUGAAAACGCUGAGUGGACAUCUACAGAUUCAGGCAUACUGUCUUGCGUAUGAUAAAUUGGGCAAGGUCGUGAUUACCGGAUCUGAUGACAGACUUGUGAAGAUCUGGUCACUGGAAACAGGAGAUUUGUUGUUCACGUUACGAGGACAUGUGGGUAAUAUUACAGAUUUGGCAGUGAAUCAUUCAAACAUUCUCCUGGCCUCAUCUUCCGACGAUAAGACUGUGCGAGUGUGGGAAAUAAGUACGGGUGCCCCUGUUGCUGUUUUGGUUGGACAUUCUAGUGUCGUGAAUGCAGUUAGAUUUCAUCCGAGCAGAAAUAUUAUUGUCACGGCGUCGGACGACGGGCGGUGUUUUUGCUACAAAGUGCCAGAGAUUCCACCCGUGGAUCGACCAGAAUCAAAGAUUGAGACUGCACGACGCUUGUAUUCGCUAAAUGCGUAUAUGCUGAGUUUGCACCCUAUCUACGCGAUGAAGCAUGCUCGCCGAGAGGGAGUCCGUUCGUGCAAAGUACACUGCAUUACCUUUAGCCGAUGCGGAGAUUUUGUUGCCUCUGGUGGCCACGAUGGAACAGCACGUGUGUGGGAUUUAUCGAUGGUUUCAGCACCCGAUGCACCUGCAGUUAUACCACGAUUUCAGCCUACAGAUGAACCACAGGAAGCAAGGGUGCAAGAGCAGCAGCGUAGCGCAAACGGAUUGCGAAGCGAUCAGCAAUCCUUUGUUGCAAUUCCACCCUUCAGUGCGCUAGCUCCGAGCUUGCAGAAUUCAUUGAUACAACAGCCGUUAAGUCAGGUGAGCAAUGUCGCCUCAUCGGCAGCUUCAGCCGAAUCUUUUCGAGACGUGGUACCCUCAAUAGCGCCUGUGACUUCUGGAUUGUCUCCAUUGCAACCCCUGAUGCUAACGCAACCUCAGACUGGUCUAGAGGUGCUACUUCCAACUGUUGCAGAAGCGUUGCAGCGAGAGACGUUGCCUCGACAACUGCAACCUCCACAGACAGCGCUGCGCGGGUGUGGAAAUGGAAGCGAAAGUAUAAAUGCGUGGAGGGGGGCUAUUCUCUUUGCAAAAGAUUCACCAGUCGAGCACGAUGACAUUUCAGCUUUCUACGGGGUUCGUGGUCGAAAAAAAGCUAUCCCCGUUGUAGACAUGGUUGCAUGGACACACGACGAUAAGCGACUCAUUACACUUCAUAGUGUCAAACUUAACUCAGAGUCCGUGGACCCAACUUGGGAACAGAGGAUACGAGUCUGGGACCCGGAAAGUGGUAAACUGCUGAUGACGUUGGGUGCGGUUGACAAAGAAAAAAAGUACGGGCAUGUGAAUGCUGCUUUUGCUCUAAGUGCGCAUCCAACGGAUUGGCGCAUCAUAGUCACGGCAGGAUACGAUGGACGAGUGUUUUUGUGGGACAUAUCCACGGGUAGAAUGUUGAAGUCCUUUACGAAUAUGUCACCGGACUCAAAGCCGCUGUCCAAUCUCGAUGGCGGUUUUACACCGAAUGGCAAUGGCUUUUGCUUCACGGAUCAGAUUGGUCGACUGCAUAUUUUUGGUACAGGAUCUGGAGAGCAGUACGCAGCGACGCCUGUACAGCAGUACUUCCUACAUGACUACGUAAUGAUUGUUACUGAUGGGUACUACAACGUGCGAGAUAGGGAUACUGGUGAAUUGCCGAGCUUAAUGGAUUCGGGUCCUCUAAUGGAUGCCUCGCUGGUCCAGUAUCCACACCAGCCACCUCAUCUGUUAACCAAUACAUUGGUCUCUUCUGAACAGUACGAGGUGAAUCGAAGAUUGCGAAUUCAGCAGGCCAAAGAAUCGGAAAUUCGAUGCGCAGUGCGCCUUGAGCCUGAAAUUGAGGAGGAUGCCCACUCAUUCCCGCUAGCAGUUGUUAAGAGUGACGAGAAGAAGUCUGUGCAGACACAGGGAGAAUUUGUUGCUGAUGCCAUGGCACCGGCUAGAGCCUCAUACAGAUUGAACGGUGCCCCACUGAUGUUGUCAGAUCUUCGGCGUCGCGGUCCUGGAUCUAGAAGAUACGCAGACCCACGACGUCGACGUGAGACGCCUGCUGAAGAGCGCGAUACAUCAGUGUUAGAGAUAGAAAUUUCUAGUGAGGAUGAUCGAAGCGAUGAAGACUUUCAGGUACCAACACCACGACGUGCUGCUGAAGAAGAAGAGGAAGAGGAAGAUGAGGACGAAUUUGACCCGGACGACGAUUUGCUUAGCGAAAAUGAAAGAACUCUUAUAUCUCCAGCAAACUCAAGGCGGAGGCUGCUUCGCAGCACGCGACAAAGGGAGCCGCUACGUGCUCGGUCUUCGUCUCGGGGUGGUCGGAGGCUACGGUCAGAUAGCGAGGAAGAGCACGAACAGGACGACACUCCUCGGCAGUUGCGGGCCCGAAGAAAUGCAGUGAGAUCUCGCUCCAGAUUUGUGCUAGAUAGUGACGCAGAAGAGGGAAAUGAUGAGGCGUCUGAUGAGCGUACGGAUGGUUUUGAUGCUGAAAGAGGGAUGAGCCAUCAUGGUGGCCAAGAUGAGGUUAUUGUGGAGUCAAAUGAUGGUAUUAUUAUGGGUGACAACCAGCUAGAUCGAUUCGAUCAGAGUGUCACCUAUACUCAAAUGCUUCAAGCGAAAAGAGCUCAGCUUGGCGCGGCACCAGUUCCCUCAGAAAAUGGAGACGACGCAUUGAUUCCAUGUGCAUUUUGUGGUGUUGGAGACGACGAUGUAAUGCUUAAGUUACCCGGAGACGGUAUGGGUGUGCACCCAUUGAUUUACGGCGCUCAAAGGGUAUUUGUGCAUGAUCAAUGCGCUAUUGCCUCUCCGCUUUGUUUCAAUCGAGACGGCAACUGGUACAAUGUGACCAGGGAGAUUCGUCGCGGACGCUCUCUAGUCUGUGUUGCAUGCAACAAGCGUGGUCCAACAAUUGGUUGCACUAUUGCCGCAUGUCGAAACUCUUAUCAUUGGAAAUGUGCGAUCAAUUUUGGAUGGUCAGUGGAUCAAAUGCAUUUCUUCUGCCCAGAUCACCAAUCUCGGCGCGCGCAACGAUAUGAUCAAGAGGAAAAUAAUCAACUUGUAGCGGAAGAUGGAGGAGCUAUCAUUGAACCUGCUUCUAAACGCUUCGGUCUUAAAUUUCAUCGCGAGUGGUUGCAACUAGUAAAUCUUCGAUCGAUUCAUCAGUAUGUUCCACAAGUUGGUGAUUAUGUGGUGUACCUGCCAGAGGGACAUCCUGGAUACUUACAUUACGGGGGAAUACCGCACCCAAGAUACUUUGCGCAACUGUCCAAAUUCUAUGCAGUUAAGUGUCGCGUUGGCGAUGUAAAAUAUGUGUUUCCAACCGCAGAAGAGCACGCGAGGUGUGACACUAUCAAGUGUGAGCUUAUGCUGGCGGUCCUUGCUGUGCCAACAUCAGCUGUUCGUCCUGGUAGAGACCACGAAGAGCAAGAAGACGAAGAAGAAACUAAAGACGAUCCAGAUUCUGGUGCAACAGACUUGUUCAACCCAGAGUCAUCCCCUUUUGCAGAAUUUACGAGCGUUGAUCAAGAGUUGUUGCCCGCAGCAAGCGAGCCAUCUGUACGCUUCAACUUUAAGAUUAUGUACCACUCUAACGAUGUGGCAAAUUUUCUCGUGCUCGAUCAUGUCUACGAAAAUGGGGUAUGUGGCAACUGGUGCAUUGGUGAUCGUAUUCAGAUGCCGUUUGUACAGCUGAAUCAACACGGCCUUGAGAUUGAAGCAAAAAUGUCAUACGGGACCAUAAAAAAUAUUCUUCGGAAGCCGUUUCUAUCAAGUAGCUUGGGAGAAGUCUCGCCUUGGGAAUGCGUCAUGGUUGACUGGGAUGACCCAGACGAUGAUACAUGUGCCGUAUGUCCAUGGGAAAUUGAGUCAUUGUCACCUGAAGAGCGACGGGAGAAACGUGAACUUUCUCUUCGUAGACGCUCGACGCGGCUCUACUUCUCACGAAGUAUUAUCGGCGAUAAAUGUGAGGCGCUUUUACAGGAAAUGGACCAGGUGUUGACACUGUCAAUUUCACGCGACUUCAUGUAUCCCGUCGAUGAAGAAACCUUUAUGGACUACCCGAUAUCUGUUGCCAAUCCAAUCGAUUUGACAAAGAUCCAGCAGCGACUACGGUAUGGCUUUUAUCGUCAAGUGGAGGCGUUUUUAGCAGAUGUAAAGCUGCUGAGUAUUAAUUGCGAGACGUACAACAUUCCAUCAAGCCCGAUCUCACAAAAUUCGCGAAGCCUCUUCUCCGCUCUUUUGACGCAGGCGCAACGUCAUUUUCCGCACUUAUUGCUUGAUGCUAAUGGUGGAGAGUCUGGCGGAGAGCUAGCCAACGUGGUUUACUCGUAUCCCCCAGACGAUUUUUUGACAAGUUUUAAUGAAGACCCAGAGGACACGCAGUUAGAACUACUGGAAAUUGGUUUGUUGACUUCAGCAGCAUCGGAGGAAAUAUUUAGCGAUUCGGAUGCACUUGAUGUUAAUCAGGUCGAUGCUCGUGCUGUGUCUCAUCCUCCCGCGACUCCUUCUGCUAUUAGUAAUGUGGAUGCUGCUUCGUUGCAAGCGAGAUCUCAUCAUCGUUCAUGCAGCAGUGAGGAGACAAAGGAUGGUGAUGCAGUUGGAGUACAGACGGAUCACAUAGAGGAGCAAAGUGGCGAAGCAAUCAUCGACAACGUAUUUAGCGAAGAACAAUCUACGACAAGUGAUGUGGGGGAAAAUGUUGUUACAAUUUCUAAUAGCCCGAGGCAGCUUCGGAAUCGUGAAAGAAGAGAACCGCAGCUUCUGCCACCUCGAGUUCGACGCACAACUCGAGUGAUAACAACGCCAUUAAGUGGUAGUGUUCGCGGAGGUGCAUCCGCACGAAAGCGACAGCGCAAAAACUCUGACCAGGAGCUUUUGACCUACUCAACCCUGAUGGAUAAAUACACUAGCUCACAACGUGAAGCAAUAGAGGAGGCAUGUGUCGAGGAUCUAAGAGCCGUGCUGCAAGUGUUCCACGAGGCCCUUACCGAUGCUGACAAAACGGAUAUAUUUGCCUCGCCUGUCACCGAUAAUGUGGCCCCACAGUAUUCUCAGAUAAUUGCGCAUCCAAUGGAUUUUGGAACGAUACAAGACAAACUGAACGAGUACAAAAGCUUUCGCGACUACUUCGCUCACGUAAUUCUUGUGUUUUCCAAUGCGGUUACCUAUAAUGGCUGGGACUGUUUCAUCGGCGGUCUAGUGGAGGAUUUACAGAAAUACUGCGUCAAGUUCUUGCUGGAUGCGGCAGGCGUAAACCUUCAAGGGCACACAAUACCUGCUACGAAAAAGGCUAGACAGCCUGUUUGUAAUGUAAGAAAUAAGCCAUCAGCUGCUGCACUGGGUAAACAACGAGCUCGUCGGAAGCCUGUCACUGCUCUUUUGAUAGAUGAAGAAGAUAGCUGGCACAGCAGUAUUUCAGAAAGCGAAGAGGAGGACGAUAACGACAAAAGCGACAGCUUCGGCGACAUACGUCAGCUUUUGAAAGCAGAAGAAGAAGAAGAAAACCAAGCGGCACCGCUAGUACUCAACAUGGACGAAAAAAUUGCUGUAAACAAAAAGAAAUGUGGUGAUAUGAACCCCAUCGUGUCAACUUGUGCACGUUCUAAAAUAGUGCAUAUUUUCAUGCAAAUACUUUCGCCAUACUUAUCUCGGGCAAACUAUCGGCACGUGAGCUCGGCACGUGAGCUCGGCACGUGA
Molecule: messenger RNA, 6702 nt
Organism: Peronospora belbahrii
Lineage: Eukaryota; Oomycota; Peronosporomycetes; Peronosporales; Peronosporaceae
Source: the annotation of a GenBank genome assembly